AUGGUUGACGCGGUUCUUGCUGCUGCGUCUGGGCUGGGAUUCGUGGUAAGAAGCAAUGCUAAGUGCAAGCAUUCGUAAAGUGAUCGAAGUUUAGUCAUAUAAUGAGGUGAAGCUUGAAAAGUUUUGUUUAUAGAAGACAAACUUAGUGCGCACGAAUGAGAACGCAUAUAACGUACGGGUAUACUCGGGAUAACGGAAUUCCGGUUUGCAGAACGACCGCUCAUCCGAGGGCCUGGCCACUCCACAAUAUAUUCCUACACUAAACACUGCACUGACAAUGGGUUCCAUAAUUCUGCCUAAAAUAGGCUGAGACUCUUACUAUGUCUUCAUAUAUAGGUGUGGAAGGCCGAUUGAUAGACAACUAUAUUUAUCUACAAUUGCCUAAGUAGCCCGGUGUUUUUGUCAUUUGUAUCUUGCCUGUAGGAUUCAAGGCUGUUAAUUAGCCCAGUGGUUUCCUCGUGCAUCGUGGACGAGUGGAUUCCUUUGACUGUAAAACCUGAGGUACUCGUCAUCGUCCUGAAGAAGUUUAAGGUUCACUUCCACUGCCUUCGCAUCUGUCGUAGACAUCACAUGUUCUAUUGUCUCAAGUGGGAUCGUUAGCAUGGCCACGUCGCGAGAUUGGCUAAGCUUCUUAACGCACUUACCUGUACUUGGUACAGCCGUGAUCACGCCGGUGCACGCGGAUAUUUGUGGCGAGGAAGAUGUCGCGUCGCGUCCAUAGCCACUUUUUACGAAUCCUGAAAACCGUACGAGCAGGAUCGAUUUGGGAGACGAUGUCACCCCUGCUCUGUUCAUUCCGCAGCAGCCCGUCCCCGGGUAUUCGAAACUGUCUAAUUCAAGUUGGCAGCCACUAAUUCCGAAUAGUGUCUUCUCCUGGUCAGGGAUUCAGCACAAAAACUUAGGUUAGACCGGCGGAUAUGGCGACUUUCACCUACGACCACAGUCCUUAGAUUACCAAUGCCUGAGGUUAGCAGGGCAAUAUCGUCGUGCUUUUCGGGAUCAGUUAGCCGGCGUCCAAGUGCAGAAUAAACAUCAUUCCCGUGUAGGGCUCUUCUAAUAAUCCAGUCAAUGACGUAUUUGGACAGAGUAGGCGAUCCCAUACAACAUUAUGGAGCGCCCGGUCUAGUAACGGACGGCUGAGAGAGACAUUCGUGGACCAGAACUCCCGCAGAGUUGGAGCGAUAGUAGACUUUGGUCAUGACGGUGAUCUUUUCUGCCAUAUCACCUAGUUCCAUUUUAGCCCACUGCGACUGACGAUGUAUGAGAUCGAACGCAGCGACAAAGCAGCCCGCCGUCGAUUGCUGGUAGUCAUGGCGGAAUUGAAGAAUUCGAAGCAGUGAAAAUAUCUGGUCGGCGCACACACGAUCAGCUCGGAACUCGGCUUGGUUGGGUCCUAUCCUACAGUCACACACGCCCUGAAAUUGUCUGAGUAAGACAACAGCGGAGGCCGCCGCAGCUACAUCAAUGAAGCUUAUAUUGGGAUAGCUUUCGCACUUUGUCUUAGCUGUUUUCUUGAAGACAGGCACAAGGAUUCCCAAGCUCCAGUCAUCAGCAACAACCUAUUAUCUCCACGUUUUCCCAAUCCCAUGGCGGAGUCAGGACACCAGUGUCUACAUAAGACUUUUAGACUUUAGAGGAGAAUACCAUUCACUCCGGGCACAUUGUUCCUGUGCGGCCUCCGUAUUGCACCGACGGUGUCUCAGAGGGGUAGUGGGGUCACAUGAUGCCGCAUAAACUGGAGAGGGACAAAACUCCGCUUCAGAGAAAAGCGAAGGCGUGAUGGUUAUCUAAUUUGAGAGUGUACUCGGGGCGCUUAUGCUAACGCUCCACCUUGGCCGAGCUGUCCGCAAUAAAGUCGAUACGGAGCAAAAUGUUCUGCGCCAUCAGGUUUGUCUGCCAGCGCAUGUUGAUGGACUCAGUCUAUCAUGUAGUUGAAAGAGUUGGUAAGAGAAAAUGACCCUGAUGGACACCAGAGGUAGCAUGGGAGGAACCACCCUCCUCGCCAUUCAUACGGACUCCAGUUCUUGUUAUGUGAUGGUAUGCUUGAAUCGGUCAAAGUGGUUUCGGCGGUAUGCCAUCAUGCAGCAUUAACGGUCGCAGGGAAUCCUGGUGACGGGGAGUAUGAACUGCUGGCAAGAGUAGUGGUAUGAGGGUCCGGAGAAGGCAUCCUCAUCAGAACUGAAGAUGGCACUGAUUCUUGUGCGCAGAUUGCGGUAUAGGCAGAAUCAACUGCUGUGACAACUUAGACGAGACUUGUGCUACAGUGAUCUGCCAACUUCCUUUAUAACCUCGGGACGCCAACGGUGCCACUGUCCGGGUGCCGUUUAUGCUCCCAAAAUUUAAAUGGAAUGCCGUGUAACUAUUAUAGCUGGCUGUUGAACUUGGCGACUGUAGGGUAGUUGGUUUGUCAGUCCCCCAACCACCGUUCCUGUUUGGCGUCUGCCUGUCCGCUGGACGCAUGUAUUAUUCCGUGCUUAACCUGCACUGAAAGCCGUUCUGCUAUACGUCUCCCGCGUACUCUUGGUAACCAGUAGCUGGUUUUUAAACAUGCACUGCCCUACCGCAGUGAAAGCAAUCCGCAUGACUCACUAUAAUACGCACACCAUAUCCUUUAUUUAUUUCGACAUGUAAUUCGUGUAGUUAGGUAUUUUUGAUUUUUCAGCUCACACGUCCCGACGAUCCAUCCUAUUGGACUUCAGACUCUGUGCACAAGUCUAAUGAACUCGGCGUACCAGUUGUUAUCUCAGAAAGCGGCAACAUGGGUAUUGGACUGAAUCGUAUACUAUGAUUUUAGCCGAUUAUGCCUCUAUACUCCAACAAGUGACAUUAGAAUUCAGAGAUGUUCGCGAAAAGUUGGCCUUCGUGUAUCAUCGUGCACGAGACCUUUGUCGAACCGCAUCUUUUCUCCCAGUAGAAUUGGACUCGCAGGGGUAAGUCUUAUGCUCUUUAACCGUCUCCCCUAGCGAUGUUAUUAAGGCACUGAAGGGACUUGAUCAACUGCUGACUAAAUCGUACUUUUGGGAGAAGAUGGAACUCGACAGAGGAAAACUGCGUGAACGAACCAUAACAACAGUUAGCUCGUUUACUUCUUCCUGCAUUACAUUUGCGUUUAGAUUGAUAGACUUUCUCAUGCAAGAAGCUUCCAAUGCGAUCUGCGUAGACGCGUCAACCAGAUGGACAACAUCUGCCAUGACAUGUCCAAUCGUUCAAAUUAA
Molecule: messenger RNA, 3215 nt
Organism: Spirometra erinaceieuropaei
Lineage: Eukaryota; Metazoa; Platyhelminthes; Cestoda; Diphyllobothriidea; Diphyllobothriidae
Source: the annotation of a GenBank genome assembly